Molecule: messenger RNA, 5067 nt
Organism: Caenorhabditis auriculariae
Lineage: Eukaryota; Metazoa; Nematoda; Chromadorea; Rhabditida; Rhabditidae
Source: the annotation of a GenBank genome assembly
AUGCAUUCAGCGUCUCCAGAGGUAUCUCGUGCCAUACAGGACCUUCUUCGCGCGUUUGACUUUCAAUCUUUGGGUAAAAAUCUUUAUAAUGUGCAAAACAGGAAGUUUUUCAGUGACCGUGUCAGACGCGCAUGCGGCCAUUUUCAGUCUUUCUUUCCCUUGUAACCAUGAAGAAUCGCGGAAACACGUCGACGCUUUUGCUCAAAAGCGUAAACAUUGUUUUAAAAAGUGAUAAUGGGACAAGAAACAUUUAGUGGCCAUACGGGACACCUCCAGCACAUUCAGAAAGUCGCUGAAUGCGGCCAUGUCCAUUUCCCCCUCGGCUAUUUCCACUAUUGAGUUCAUUGUUCGCUGCCGACAAGUAUGGUGCAAACAAGAAGAACUCGAAAAACUAGCAUCACCAGAACUUUUUCCACUACGCGCGUCGUUCCACGAAAACUGUUGAGUCGAACUUGGAUUCCCCUUUGUCGACUGCGUCGCAAUUCAACGAUGCGAGGACUAACUCCAGCGGAUCUUCGUCUUAUUUCAACCGGAGAUCAGCCAGUCGCAGCAGAAUACAUGCCAUUGACAAAGGUGCGAGGGUUCAGGGAAAAAUAUUCAUUUGAGAAUUAGGUUACCUAAAUUUCAAGUUUUUCCGACUGAUCGUAGAACAUUUGUUUUUAUAAAUUAUAGAAAAUCCAGGUGUAAAAAAAUUUUUUCGAAGUUGUAGUGGAAAUAACCCAAAUUUACGAAGAGAUAUUCUUACUUUUACUUUCAACACGAAUUUCGAAUUCUAGAAACUUUUCGAGUUUUAUUUGAACUGAUUUUUUUUUCUUACUAGAGGUGUAUAUUCCAGUUGAAAUGAUGUGUUGGAACAAAAUCGUUUCACGAUCCAUAAAAAAAAUCGUAUUAAAGCAAAUCAAGAAAAAAAAACGGAAAAUUCCCUUAAACACUUUUUUCGAAUUCCGAAGAAACUCAACGUUUGCUAGAACCGAUGCCGUCAUUCGAGUACAACACGGAGGCGGCCCGAGCGCGGUCCAACUCUUCGAUGCUCUACGACGGCAGAGACGACCACCACCAUCGGAGACGAAGUCCUUUCCGAACUCCGACCCAAGUCUCGACUCCGCCGUCCUACGCCGCUUCCUCCAACCUUUCAGCCAGCAAUCGCAUGUUCAAGUGUGUAACUGCUCCAACCAUUGAGAUUAUGUUCUGAAGUCUUGAAGAAAGGGUUUUCAGUCCACCAAUGCGCAACGACCUGACGCCAGCUUCUCCGUCGGUCACUAGGACGAUUUCGGCUAUUCAUUCCACUCCGAAGAUUCCGCUGCAUGCUCGUCUUGGCAUGCCAAUAUGUAGGUGUAACUCAUUCAGAAAAUCAGGCGUAUUUGAGUUAUAAGUAUAAUUUCUAAAUAAAUAAAUGGAAUUUUCUCUCAACGAAUUUCGUUAGGACUUCGACUACCGUGUUUUCAAAAAAUGUUUUAUUUUCAGUUGAAACGGAAGAAAGUCUCUGCAAAUCGUUGGUGGCAGCGCUUCAAGGGAUCGAAACGCGACAAAUUCGUCUCGAUGGCGCUCGGCGUCUCUCUCUUUCCACUACUGUCUCUGUUUCCAGCGUGAGUUUUAGGAUUUUCGGAUGAUCUUGUUUUUUUGCAAAAUGGUUUUAUUUUUUCCCCAUUUGGGUUUCAAAGCCUCAUUUUUUUUUCUGAAAAUUCGACAGGAUCAAAAGAAGGCUGAAGUUUUCAUUUGAUAUUUCUUCCAUUCAAUUGAGGUUCUAUCAACUUUUCCCCCGUUUCAGAGCCAUUUGUUGGUGGUUGAAAGCGUUUUGCUAGUGGCCAACACAUUUUUGCGCAUGGACAGCCGCGAUCCUACGCCCACCCCUGAACCUUUUGUUAAUGUUUGUUUCGAAGAAAGAAAAUGCGAUUUCUAGUUAAUUUCCAGGCCUUGAUUGCUGCAAUCAGAAGCCUUAUCGGCGAGUACAUCUCGGAAGUUGACCAACUCAGAGCGGUAGAUUUUCAUUUUCUUAACUGGAAUAUUCAAAAAAUUGCAGCUGAAAAACCCUUCUUUCGGACGAAUUUUGCCGGUCGUCGAAGCUUGGAGAUUUCGAUUCAAAAUAUUGAACCGCCUUUUUGAAUUGAGGUCGGUUUUUGGAUGGAAAUGAAGAAAAAUUGAGGGAGUCUGAAGAAUUCAGUAGUCUCUCUGUCUCUGGCGUCUCUUCAGAUCUUCUAUCUAUUUUUGCUAUAAAUUAAUUAUAUUUUUUCAGAAACGCCGAAGCGAAUGAUCUUCUGGACACCCUAUAUCUUGUGUACUCCAAUUUUUCCUAUACCCAGCGCUCGUUCGUUUUUUUAUUCAUUAUAUAAUUCUUCCAUUGGAGGUUAAUAUUUAUUGAAAAAGGUAUGAAAUCUCAGUUUUUUUCUCUUGAAAACGGAGAAUAGUAAAAUCCUUCAAUUUUUCGAUAAGUAUAAAAGCAAAAAAAAGAAACUCCAAAAAAGAUUUCAGAAAGACUUGAGGCUAGAAUUAAUAUCAGAACAAGAAACAUCAAAAACAAAUUUAAUGAUUUUAAUCGAGAAGUUUCUAUAGAACAUUGUUGAGAAAACAAAACUUUUAUGCCUAACUCCUUGGAAUAAAUUGCUCUUCUACACGUUUCCCAUCUAGGAGAUUACUUUUGGAUCGCGUUAUGGAAUACACAAUGGGCGUUUUCUGCAAGCAACUCUUGCACUGGCUGACGACAGGCGAAGUUCCUUGUCCGAAGGUUUUCACUUGGAACUUUGAAUGUUUCGCAUUCGCUCUGAUUUCCAGUGGCUCAUUGGACUGGACAUCAAUGGAGUUCCAGUUGUCCAGCGCGUCCCAGUUUUCAUGACAAAGGAAAACGUGCGAGCUGUACGUUUUUCAAAUAGUAUUUUAGAGGAGUCGAACGAUUUCAGAUGCUGGAAAUAGGAAAAUCUUUACCUUAUGUCGAUCGAGAAGUGAUCAGCGACGAGGAACUGGCCGUGAUCGACGUGGCAAACGCUCAGGCCAAGGAAAAUCUGAACGUCAAUCUGUUGGUGAACCAAGGUGAGCUCUUCUUCCGAAGCGCUCUUUUUAGUUUUAAAUGGACUCCUAGAAACAAUAAUCCUUAGGAACUUUCACUGCUAGCAAAAUAAUCUGAAAAGCUCAUUAGUUAUUGAAAAUUUUGCUCAAAAAGGGGUGAAAAAAUUUGAAAUAAAAGAGGAUUUUUCCGCCUCGGUUUUUUCUUCUUCUACCUUCCUCAGCUUUCAGAGAAGAAUAUUUUCAGGAAGCCAUUCCCAAUUAGGGCAAUUAUUCGACAGCAUGCGGCACGUGGUGUGUGGCGUCGUCAUGCGGACCAUCAGGUCCCGAGGAAACCUCCGGAAGCACCUCAAAAUGGUCAAAUCCUUCCUGCUGCUCUCCGAUAUCCGUUUCUCGACCUCUCUGUACGAUUCGAUGAGGUUUCCAAGUCUUCAAGGUCUUCAACGAAGGAGAUUCUCUUGCAGAAGAGCCUCUCAUGGCCUUCAGAUGGGCUCCUCGUUCAGCAAGCAGGAGGCGUCGAGGGCUCUGGCCAGCGCCCUAGCGGCGACCCCCUACGAGAAGAAGAAACUCGGCUUCUCUCUGGACACCCUGACGACCGUCGGGAACACGCCCAACUCCUCCUCGAGGCUUCAGUUCGUCCAGCCGCUCCGACCUCGUUAUGAGCCCGACAUCAGCUUGCUCAAGCCGAUCUUUGAAGCGACUCAUGAAUUGUACGGCCUUCCUUUUCAUUGUUAUUAUCUCAGUUUUGUUGAAAAAUACCGGAGAAUUUGGCUUUUUUCCAGAAAAAUAUUUCGCCUAGUAUUUUUCAAAAAAAAAAAAAAAACAGCACCCUUCAGGUACGAAGAAGUCUUCCACAUGAUCUGGUCUGUCGAUUUGGCUCGAAUUUCUGCCCAGCAGUCGGCCAUCGACAUCAUGCCCAUAUCGCGCUUCAUUCAUCGUGAUUUGAAGCUUCGAGGUAAUUGUUGCGUUCAAUAUUGAGGGAAAAUAGAGAGAAAAACUCGUAAUCCAUAAUAAAAAAAACCCCCCUUUUCUUUUUGUAACCCUCUAGAAAAAAGCGUCUCGUUGUUUAGGAACGGCUGGACCUGUGAUAAACAUGAUGUCAUUAAUGUUCUACGUCAUCAGCACGUCGCUUCUCAGAAUACGACAGUUGAUGUCGUUCCAGGUAGAACUAGGAGUUUAAAUAAAUGAUCAUCGCCGGGUUUCGGGUUGAGAAAGGCUUUUCUGAGCUUCUGGCCCGCGUCGACGACGCCCACGACAUGGGUGGAGUCGUCGAGGCGCACGUCUUCUACCUCCAGAAACUCCGGACCAACCUUUUUCUUGAUGUCGGCGACAAGGUCCUCGGAUUCUGAGCUUUUUCUGAAAAAUGAGAAAAUUUUCAGAUCAAUCCGACUAUGCAAGUCUUUCUGCAGCUGACGAUGGAGGCGCAGGAACUGCUCAGAGAUUUCGCAUUGCCUUGGAAUGCCGCCAUCGAGUCCCAAGGUUGCAUUCUUUAUUUUUAGAGUGAAAAUCUAUCACACAAGGUUAAAAUGAAAGGAAAAAAUAUACAAAAAAAGUUCAAGAAAAACGAGGUUUAUAAAUAACCACAGUAAGCCGUUAACUUUUUUAGGGUUUAGAGUGGUUAGAGUAUUUUUGAAAUUGAUCAUGAAAAAAAGAAACCUUUAAAGUUUUCAGGUCAAGUUUUAGAAAUGUUUUCUUUUUCAUUUUCUUUUUGUUAAUUAGCUUUGAAGGAAGCUACUCUUCAUUCUUGUCUGAAAUUUUUUGAAAAUUAGUCGUUUCUUUAUUCCAUUUGGAGUUUCCAAGUCGAUAUCAAAAUAAUUUCCAGAUAUUCAAGUUUAAAGUUGUGUGAAUUCGAAGCUUUAGGAGCAGAAAUGGCCAUUUUAUGUUUAAAUAUAAAUUAUUUUAGGACGAAAAGAUGUAAAAAUCGAAAGCAGCGACGCGUCUUCGAUCAGAUUACUAAUGGAAAAGAUAAAUGUGAUUUUAUUUUCCUUUAUUCCCGUUUAUCAACUUCUUUUACAGACCGCAGUGACUUCAAUUUCCGAAGAAUUGAAUUUGCGAAAUUUCCGUCGUUGA